Haemonchus placei is the source of this 3219-nucleotide messenger RNA. The record is from the annotation of a GenBank genome assembly. NCBI's taxonomy places the organism in Eukaryota, Metazoa, Nematoda, Chromadorea, Rhabditida, Trichostrongylidae.
AUGAAAUUCUCCUACGCUAACGUCGUCGCUCGUCAACAAGCAGCCGCCGCUGCCAGGAAUGCCGUGUUUCUCACUCCCGAGACGCUUCCACCAGCUCCAGUACGUCGCCCUCCACGACCUCGCAAUACCGACGAAGUAUUGACUACGACUUACCGACGUUUACCCGAGUUUACGCCACCGGAUCACACUCACCAUCUCAUCGGGAGCCAUCCCUGGGCGCAUCUGGUUACAUUGCACGAUACACCUCUUCCUGCUUCGCCAGUGGAAGUCACGUCUGCAAUGCCACUUGAAUUAUACAGCCACAUUCCCGCCGGCGGAUAUCUCUCGACUAAGUUCGUCAGACGGCUGUUCCCUCACACCUUCAGAGAGAAGCCUUACGCACUUCGCCGUCUCCCGGUUAUUGAGCUGAUGCGUCUGGAACACGCCGUGGCAUUCCGACAGGCCUCUCAAACCAUCAUCGAUCAACUUGUUCGGGGAUGGUACACCGCAACGGAGAACACGGCGCCUCCUACACCCGAAGGGUCUAUGCCUGGCGCAAUCCUUCCGCGCGUGCGAGCUCAGUUCCCCGUCUUAUACCAGGUUGUCAACAAAGGAUUUGGCCAAGGCGUCGUUCUAGAAGCGAAGGAUUUCUUCAUUCCUGGCCCCGACCGCCGGGAGCUCCAUCUCAUCGCUCUUGACCAGUAUGCAACGAACGUCGAAAGCAACACUCGAGGAUUUGAUCGGUUGCUCCUCUCCGUGAAGGACCUUGUGUGGGUCUACACUGUCGAACCAACUAUGGCAGCUCUUCGGAACCCGGACACGGCGCUCAAACAGGCCCGCAUUCCGAAGGCAAACGCUCUUGACAGACGUUUCCCGCUGUUCUUCCGAGCGAAGGAGUUCACAUUCGUUCCUCCUCGGCUGACCACCCGACGAACACUCGGUAUCGUCCUUUCCAUCGUAACACGGCAUGAAGGCGUGAAAGGAUUACGAAUUGCUUUUGAAGGAUCUCCAGAGGCCGUGCAGGUUUCCCCAUCGGUGUGCGAUUUUCCGGUGAGUGAAGCCGAACAUGACGAGGUCGUUUCAGCCAAGAUCAGGGCAAACUCAUCCUGCGCAAUCCGUUUCUCCGAGUUUCCGGCUUCCAGAGACGCACAGACGAAGCUCUGCUCGCUGGUGCGAGAUUUCCUGCCAGCUCAUCCAGAGGAAGGGAUGCUCCCUCUGCGAGUGUUCAAACUCACCAACACCGAAAAGGAAUGGAUCGCAGACAGAGCAGCCUCCUUCACCAACUACGCGCGCAAUCCUGCGGAAGCUCGCCGACGCAUGGCGCAACUCUUCAACGCCGCCUGCUCUGCGUUGGUCGCAGUUAACGCGCUGGAUGAUGACAAAACGACCCAUAGGCUUACCGCCACCGUUCCGAGCAUGGGCGCGUUCCCUUUCCGCUUCGACUUCGUCAUCACUGAUAUGUCGUCAGAAUGCGGAUGGACCAAUCAUCGGCCAGUUUACCUAUGGAUUGUCGGCUCUCAAACGCUCAUCCGGACGACCAUCGAGCAGUCGGAACACUCUUAUGAAACCCGCUCUAUGGCAGUCCGUCUCGUAGUGCCGGCUUGGGGUUAUAGCUACGCCGUCCGCACCACCUCCAGAUUCGCCACCAUCAACGACGAUGUUAUCUCGGUGGACGUAUAUGUGAAGCUUGGAUCUCGACCCUCAGGAGCCGAGCCGCUGUACGAGCUAAUCUCGCAGCAUCAGUUGUUCGGACGUUUCGAUGAGGACUCCUUGGCUACCAUAAUCCUCGACACUGUCUACGGAACGCGAGUUACGCCACUCGGGUCUGCUGGCCCUCAACCAGAGCAUGUUUUCGUUUCGGUCAAUGGUCAAUCUUUUCCACUGCGUCCAGACCAGGUCGCAGCACUGCAGAUGGGUGACCGACACCUACCCAUCCUUGCCAUUCAGGCUGCUUUUGGCACUGGGAAAACCCUAAUUGCAGCCCUAAUCGCGAUCCGUACUUACCUCGCCACCGCGGAUCAACAACAGGUCAUCGCCACUACCACAACCAACACCGCAGCAGCUCAAUUCACGGAUACCGCCUUGUCCAUUGACGCCGCCAGCACCGUAAAUAUCCUUCGAUACGUCUCUGACUCGGCGCUCGUGGAGGGUGCACCUCAGACGCCUGUGGACCUUCACGUCAUUCUCAAGCGCCUUCCUGACGACUACGGCGACCGGCUCGCCCCUUCGGCGCUCGACACCUGCGUCAAGUAUAAACGAGGCCGGGAGCUCCUGGAGCGCUUCAUGUUCGAUCGCGACGUAGCCAUCGACCUGUCCGACGCAGAGCUUCGCCCGCCGGCAGUGCUGGUAAUCACUACGUCAGCUCUACUCAACUCUGCCACCACGGACGGCAUAUUCAACAAGUGGAUCGACCAAUUCUCCCUCCUCAUUGGCGAUGAAGCAUCACAAAUUCCGGAACCGGCGUUAAUAGCUCUGGUUACUCACGUUCCACGGGCUCGACACAUCUACGUAGGCGACAUUCACCAGCUGGAACCACAUGUCCGCUGUCCUCGCUCCACCAAUCCAGCACGAUUUGGAGCUCAAGGAAUCAUGAGCAUCCUGUUGGCAAAAGGAGUACCUACGGCGCCACUCACGACCACCUUCCGCGCCCACCCUUUGCUCAACGAGCUCCCCAACUUGAUCUUCUACAACAACACCCUCACUAAUGGAACACACGCGGAUCAGCGCCAGAUGUUCUUAUCUAACGUACGGUGCCCUAACCCAAAGCUGCCAUUCCUCUUCGUCGAAGUUCCAGGGAAAUCCUCGAAAGCCCUUAGCGGCUCGCAUAGUAAUCCGGUAGAAGCUGAAACCUGUCGCGAGAUUGUUCUGAGCCUUAUUCGGAAGAAUAUUCAACCGUCUUCUAUCGCCAUCAUCGUCUUCUACAAAGAGCAAGCACGUGUCCUAUCCCACUUCGCGCAGAGCAACAGCAUCGAUUUACACACGGUGGAUUCGGUACAAGGCCGAGAGAAAGACAUAGUCAUCCUGCUUACCACGAGAACAGGCUUUGACGCGGAUCGCGGCGAGUUCCUCAACGACCCCCAUCGACUUAAUGUCGCCCUUUCCCGUUGUCGGCACGGCCAAUUUGUCCUGGGUCACGAACAGUCUCUAGUAGGUCUAUCUUAUUGGCACGACAUUCUCCAAUGGGCUCACAAUCGAGGCGCAGUCACGACGGCCUCCGCUCUGCCUGACCUCCUGGAGUGA